AUGUCGCCCACACGGCCACCAUCACUGUUUCCAGCGUUUCUGGCACUGUUGGAUGCCCUGCUCUGCUUUUGUUUUGUGUUGAUUUUCGUCGUUGACGUCAACAUGAUGUACCUCGAAUUACCAGUAAUCAUUCCGUUGACAGGAUACUUACGCGCUUUAUUUGGAGAGCUCAAAAUGUUUCCUAAACCAGAGAUGGCCAAGAAAUAUUGGGAGAUGUCUCCGGGGGUCGCGGAGAAAUGCCGUAAUGCAGACCACGAAGUGCAGUCACAACCAGAUUCAACUUCUGAUUCUCACGGAAGCCAAAAUGUUAAGCCUAUCACAGUGGCGCCUGUACCAAAAACCUACAUUCGCAUGCCAAGGAAAGGCUUCCCACCAAAUCCUAUGCCGGAAAAUUAUGUGAGGCUUGAUCAAAUCACUGAUGAAUUGUAUGAUAAGUUCUGCAAAGAGGUUUUGGAUGACGCUCUACAACCAUGCACGCCGCAGGAACGAAAACUGCUUGACAAUAUGAGUUCAUCUGGAGACUUUGGAGCAGCUGUUGAUUUCUACGAUGAGAUUAUGGGAGAAUUGCCUGUAGUCAUGGUACACAUGCGUACUUCAAAGGUGUUCCUCUCCCCAUCUCUCAGAGAAAGGUGUAUUCAAAAGGUCAUAGCGGUGAAGAAAUUGGAAGCGAAUCCCAUAUGUGCGGCACUUGCUCACAUCCAGCAGCUAUUUGUUGGUUUUCCGCCAGAAAUUCGUUUACGCCACAUGUUGGUGGCUGAAUUGGAACGGCAAGAGCCGGGCACGCUGUCUGAAGACGACAAACGUUUGAUGGCGCUUCCGCCUUCAGCAAGAUUCACUGCUCGACCAGCGGCUCAUCUUCGACGUUGUUCUGUGCAAGAUACUCCAUCGUCUGCACAAGAGCCAGUUACACGACGAGUCUCUUCCAGAACUCCCAAGCCCAGGGAGAGGACUACGAUGGAUUCGAAAGGAGAGAUCAUUACGAUCGAUGCGACCGAAACACCUCCACUGUCAUCAGCCUCGAAAGCACCGCCUAUGAAACCAAAACCAUUAUACAUAAACAUGAUGGUACCACUCGACGACGCCAUUUACGACAAAAUUGCUUCAGUUUUGGCAGAGCGUUGUACACUGGAUAGUAUCGAAGAUGAACCUCUUCGCUUAGCGAUCGAAAAUAUAAGAGACAGCGGCGAAGUAAUGGUGGAGGAGUGGACCGAGGAACAGUUUUUCUGUCCACCUGGUUUGCGUUUACGUGCCAACGAUGAAGCAGGACGUAUUCAUCUCAGGAAAAGCGAAGUUCAUGAAGUACGUCUGGCGCAUGUGUUAUGCUACCUUCAUGAACGUCCCCAAAGUGAAAUCCUUAAUGCUGUCGACGCUCAGUACAUUGGAAUUGCUACGAAGACCAAUAUCGAUAUAGUUGCUAUGGAGGAAACUCUGUAUGGAGAGAGAUCGUACAACCAAGCACUGUUUCUCACGGAUUUGUACUCAGGGUAUACAUUUGCUCGAGCUUUGACCGAUAGCCCUGAUCUAGCUAUCAUAGUACGUCAUGUCAUGGAUAUUUUCGGAUCUUUUGGUCCGCCGGAGGUCUACAGGACUCAUUCAGCAGAGUAUUCACACAUAAUAGCAGAUGUUAUGCUAGAUAUUGAGAGGCUGUUCAAAGUGUCAAUCAAAAAUAUGGGUGCUGGGAGAAAUUUGACCCGUGACCUUUGUUCGUACUUUGUAUCGUCGUGCACACACCGAGUUAUUAUGUUUGCUCGUCACGCUUGGAGAGACGAAGCCUGCCCGCCAUGGGUUAGUCCGGAGCCGACAGAAGAGAUAGAGCAGGACCCAUCGCGGUUAAAGCCGCAGAAGAGAAGAAAAACGUUCCUUGCUUUGAUGAAGGAAGUCUCCAAAUAUGAUUUGUUGAAAGGAUCCCGCGUUGUGUUCCCAGCUCCUCCGAGGGCCCUUGGAAGAAAGCCGAUGCAAUACGUCCAGGAUCGCGAAGAGGAAGAAGGCGACAGCUCUCAUCUAGAUACUGUGAAGGAUUUGAAGAUGUAUGCCAACUCGUUGGUGAUGAGCCGAAAAAGGUUGAAACAACAGGUGCUACCGGUUUACGUACCGGUUUAUAACGAAGAAGGAAAGUUGGUCAAUCCCGGUACGGGGUAUUUGUUCCAACUCUACGACCGCAUUUACGUUCGAAAUCCUCACUACAAUCCCGAUUAUCGAGCAUCGAAGAGCAGAAGUCACAUAGCUCGCUAUUAUCGGGGUAUUAUCGUCGAUAUAGAUACCGAUCUAGUGGAAUCAAUGUAUAAGGUGUUAUACUGGGAGGAUGACCCACAUGAUGUCGAUGCUAUGAGUCCGUCAGAAUGGCCGGCUGCUGAUGACACAUAUGAUUGUGCGUCGUCCUGGUUUGGUCCAUGGGAUGUGACAGCUUCUACUGCUCAUCUGGCCAAGUUACGCACAGUAGCGCCGGAAUUCUGUACUGAAUAUACGACAACCAGGCGAAGAACCAUUGAUAUGCGAUGUCGAUGUGAGAGUCCAAGUUGUGCAGGGUUCGCGCACAUGAAAUGCCAGAGAAAGUUCUCUACCGAGUGUUGUCUGAAGAGUCCAUACGAUUGCGCUUUUCACAAGCAAGAUGAUCGCCAUCAGGAGGAAGAAGAUUCGCCUAUACCUGGCGAUAACUCAGCACUGUUCACAUCUCAGUUCAUGUUCCAGCAUCGUCAGUCAAGAGCUGCCGAGAUGUGUGGACCAUCCGGUUUUCCUAUCAAAUUGGACACUUAUACUGCAGAGGCCGAUUCUUCGCCAAAUCAAUCCUCUAGAGGGCAGAGACGGCCUCGUAUUCCGUAUUCCGCAAAUUCAGCUCCUGCUGCGCCAGAAAAGCGAUAUACAUUCCGGGAUGGAGUCUUGGUGGAAAUAUCGUCGGCCAGCGAAUUGGAAGGCCAACCACGUCGAGGAGCGCCACCAGUAACGAGAAAACGUAGACUUCCAGCAACUGACGAGGCAGCUGCUUUACAAUCGCCAUCGACCCGUACGGGGCGGGAGUGGCCUGCGAUUCCGACAUCAACUGGAAGAACAGAUUCAGUCGCUACUACAUCUGAUGACGGUGGUCACGUUCAGUUCGUCAGUCCUGAUCCGGAGUCCAUGCAUUCUCCUACACCAAGUCCCACCCCAUCGGCAUGCUAUGAAGUUGAAAUUAGCCCGGAUGACACAUCAGCGGCGCAGUCCAUCACACCUGAAGGAAGCUCUUGUAAUUCGGAUGCAACUCAGAAGAGUAAAAGAAGCACACCUCGUCUGCAAGAUCAAGACAGAGGGCAAAGCGCGAAUGGGAUUAGCUGGGACAUUCCCGAGAUGUCACUUCGACCACGUGUUGUACCUUCACGAGAUCAUCCUUACGAAAGAACAACGAAAACGAGUAGACCCCCCAGCCCAACAACGACUACAUUGGUGGUGGACUCAAUGGCAAAGAGGCUAGAAAAAGCGGUCGCAGCAGAACGACGGUCUUACUCGGCCAGAGCAGUCUCAGGAUCGAAUGAAGGAACUCCAACAUCAGCUUCAGAUGGAUCGAAAUCUACCUAUAGAUUGGCAGCGGUUCCGAGAUCCGCAUCGCACGUCCAUCCGUUCGAUGCUGAAUUAAUGGCGGUUGGUUUUAUUGAAUCGUUGUUUUUUGUUUGA
Messenger RNA from Ostertagia ostertagi, 3645 nucleotides. The record is from the annotation of a GenBank genome assembly. Lineage: Eukaryota; Metazoa; Nematoda; Chromadorea; Rhabditida; Trichostrongylidae.